Messenger RNA from Balaenoptera ricei (Rice's whale), 6958 nucleotides. It is a transcript of the gene BCR, whose product is annotated as BCR activator of RhoGEF and GTPase. Gene Ontology annotation, cellular component: membrane. Gene Ontology annotation, biological process: protein phosphorylation; positive regulation of GTPase activity; intracellular signal transduction. The transcript is spliced from 25 exons. The record is from RefSeq and is a predicted model, not a curated record. Bases 59 to 4393 code for a protein of 1444 amino acids. Lineage: Eukaryota; Metazoa; Chordata; Mammalia; Artiodactyla; Balaenopteridae. Gene Ontology annotation, molecular function: protein serine/threonine kinase activity; GTPase activator activity; guanyl-nucleotide exchange factor activity.
GCCGCCGCUGAGCCGGGCCCCGCGGCAGCCGGGCGGCGCAGGUGAGGCCGGCCGCGCCAUGGUGGACCCGGUGGGCUUCGCCGAGGCGUGGAAGGCGCAGUUCCCGGACUCGGAGCCGCCGCGCAUGGAGCUGCGCUCGGUGGGCGACAUUGAGCAGGAGCUGGAGCGCUGCAAGGCCUCCAUCCGGCGCCUGGAGCAGGAGGUGAACCAGGAGCGCUUCCGCAUGAUCUACCUGCAGACGCUGCUGGCCAAGGAGAAGAAGAGCUACGACCGACAGCGCUGGGGCUUCCGGCGCGCGGCGCAGCCCCCCGACGGCGCCGCCGAGCCCCGCGCGCCGCGCCCCCAGCCCGCGCCGGCGGACUGCGCCGACCCGCCGACCGCCGACGAGCCCGAGGCCCGGCUCGACGGGAAGGGCUCCCCGGGCAAGGCCAGGCCCGCGGCCACGCGCAGGCCCGGGGCCUCCGCUCCCGCGGACCGCGACGACCGCGGGCCCCCCACCAGCGUGGCGGCCCUGCGUUCCAAUUUCGAGAGGAUCCGCAAGGGCCCCGUCCAGCCGGCGGCGGCGGACGCUGAGAAACCCUUCUACGUGAACGUCGAGUUCCACCACGAGCGCGGCCUGGUGAAGGUCAACGACAAAGACGUGUCGGACCGCAUAAGCUCCCUGGGCAGCCAGGCCAUGCAGAUGGAGCGCAAGAAGUCCCAGCAGGGCGCUGGGCCCGGCCCUGGGGACCCGCCCAGGCCCUCCUACCGCGGGCGCCUCUCCGAGAGCAGUUGCGGCCUCGACGGCGACUUUGAGGACGUGGAGCUGAACCCGCGCUUCCUGAAGGACAACCUGAUCAACGCCAAUGGCGGCGGCAGGCCCCCCUGGCCGCCCCUGGAGUACCAGCCCUACCAGAGCAUCUAUGUCGGGGGCAUGAUGGUGGAAGGGGAGGGCAAGGGCUCGCUCCAGCGCAGCCAGAGCACCUCGGAGCAGGAGAAGCGCCUUACCUGGCCCCGGAGGUCCUACUCCCCUCGGAGCUUUGAGGACAGCGGAGGCGGCUACACCCCGGACUGCAGCUCCAACGAGAACCUCACGUCCAGCGAGGAGGACUUCUCCUCGGGCCAGUCCAGCCGCGUGUCCCCAAGCCCCACCACCUACCGCACGUUCCGGGACAAGAGCCGCUCACCCUCGCAGAACUCCCAGCAAUCCUUCGACAGCAGCAGCCCCCCCACGCCCCAGUGCCAGAAGCGGCACCGGCAGGGACCGGUGGUCGUGUCCGAGGCCACCAUCGUGGGCGUCCGCAAGACGGGGCAGAUCUGGCCCAGCGAUGGGGACAGCUUGUCCAGCAGGCUGCUUCAAGACGGCACCUUCCAUGGAGACGCAGAUGCACCAUUCGGGACGCCGCCGGGGUACAGCUGUGCCACGGACCGGGCCGAGGAGCAGCGCCGGCAGCAGGACGGGCUGCCCUACGUGGAUGACUCACCCUCCUCCUCGCCCCACCUCGGCAGCAAGGGCAGGGGCAGCCGGGACGCACCGGAGUCCACCAAAGUGAGUGAGCUGGACUUGGAAAAGGGCUCGGAGAUGAGGAAAUGGGUCCUGUCUGGAAUCCUGGCUAGCGAGGAGACUUACCUGAGUCACCUGGAGGCGCUGCUGCUGCCCAUGAAACCUUUGAAGGCUGCUGCCACCACCUCUCAGCCGGUGCUGACGAGCCAGCAGAUCGAGACCAUCUUCUUCAAAGUGCCUGAGCUCUAUGAGAUCCACAAGGAGUUCUACGACGGGCUCCUCCCCCGCCUGCAGCAGUGGAGCCACCAGCAGCGCGUGGGCGACCUAUUCCAGAAGCUGGCCAGCCAGCUGGGUGUGUACCGGGCCUUUGUGGACAACUACGGAGUUGCCAUGGAAACGGCUGAGAAGUGCUGUCAGGCCAACGCUCAGUUUGCAGAAAUCUCUGAGAACCUGAGAGCCAGAAGCAACAAGGAUGCCAAGGACCAAACGACCAAGAACUCUCUGGAAACCCUGCUCUACAAGCCUGUGGACCGGGUCACGAGGAGCACACUGGUCCUGCAUGACUUGCUGAAACACACCCCCUCUGGCCACCCCGACCACCUGCUGCUGCAAGACGCCCUCCGCAUCUCGCAGAACUUCCUGUCCAGCAUUAACGAGGAGAUCACGCCCCGCCGGCAGUCCAUGACCGUGAAGAAGGGAGAGCACCGGCAGCUGCUGAAGGACAGCUUCAUGGUGGAGCUGGUGGAGGGGGCCCGCAAGCUGCGGCACGUCUUCCUCUUCACUGACCUGCUCCUGUGCACCAAGCUCAAGAAGCAGAGCGGAGGCAAAACGCAGCAAUAUGACUGCAAAUGGUACAUCCCGCUCACGGAUCUCAGCUUCCAGACAGUAGACGACUCGGAGGCCGCACCCAACAUCCCCCUGGUGCUGGAUGAGGAGCUGGAUGCCAUGAAGAUCAAGAUCUCCCAGAUCAAGAGUGACAUCCAGAGAGAGAAGAGAGCGAACAAGGGCAGCAAGGCCAUCGAGAGGCUGAGGAAGAAGCUCUCGGAGCAGGAGUCGCUGCUCUUGCUCAUGUCCCCCAGCAUGGCCUUCCGCGUGCACAGCCGCAACGGCAAGAGUUACACGUUCCUGAUCUCAUCCGACUAUGAGCGGGCCGAGUGGAGGGAGAACAUCCGGGAGCAGCAGAAGAAAUGUUUCAAGAGUUUCUCCCUGACGUCCGUGGAGCUGCAGAUGCUGACCAACUCGUGCGUCAAGCUUCAGACCGUCCACAGCAUCCCACUGACCAUCAACAAAGAAGAUGAUGAAUCUCCCGGGCUCUACGGGUUCCUGAAUGUCAUCGUCCACUCCGCCACUGGCUUUAAGCAGAGUUCUAGUCUGUACUGCACCCUGGAGGUGGAUUCCUUUGGCUACUUUGUAAAUAAAGCCAAGACACGCGUCUACAGGGACACGGCUGAGCCCAACUGGAAUGAGGAGUUUGAGAUCGAGCUGGAAGGCUCACAGACCUUGAGGAUACUGUGCUACGAGAAGUGUUACAACAAAAGCAAGAUCACCAAGGAGGACGGCGAGAGUGCAGACAGGAUCAUGGGGAAGGGCCAGGUACAGCCCAGGAGAGAGCGUGCUAGCCUUGAGUGUUGUUUGGGGCUGGACGGAACCGAGCUGCGGCCUCAUCGUUGUGUGAUUCUCAUGCUGCUUCCGCUCUGCUCAGCACGCUUUGUUUGUUGGAGCCCAGCCAGCCUGGGGACUGUCUUCCCACUGGAGCCGCCCGGGCAGCGCCGUAGCCCAGACUGCAGGGGCGGGGCUUCCCGAGAAGCCUGGUCAAAAGGUGGAGGAGGCCGGGAGCUCGCCGCACUGCUGCCCAUCGUGCUCCUGCCCUGCCACGCUCCUGUCCAUUGCGCUUCUGUCCAUCACACCCCUGCCCUGCUGCCAGCCCCUCAAGCAGCAGGGCUGAGGAUGCGAGAGACGCCGUGUGCAGCCGCCCUGCAGGGCUUCCUGCGGUACCUCCACCCCAGCCGGGCAGGCCGGAGACGGGUGGCCUCUGUCGAAAAGCACCUGUGUGCUUGCGGCACCGCCCUGUGGACACACAUCCGAAGCCUCGUGUGCAAGAGCAAGCUGGACCCCCAGGCCCUGCAGGACAGAGAGUGGCAGCGGACCAUCAUCGCCAUGAAUGGGAUUGAAGUGAAGUUGUCAGUCAAGUUCACCAGCAGAGAGUUCAGCUUGAAGAGGAUGCCUUCCCGAAAACAGACGGGCGUCUUCGGAGUCAAGAUCGCCGUGGUCACCAAGAGGGAGCGUUCCAAGGUGCCCUACAUCGUGCGCCAGUGCGUGGAGGAGAUCGAACGCCGGGGCAUGGAGGAAGUGGGCAUCUACCGCGUGUCCGGAGUGGCCACCGACAUCCAGGCACUGAAGGCGGCUUUUGACGUCAACAACAAGGACGUGUCAGUGAUGAUGAGCGAGAUGGACGUGAAUGCCAUUGCCGGGACGCUGAAGCUCUACUUCCGAGAGCUGCCUGAGCCCCUCUUUACCGACGAGUUCUACCCCAACUUCGCCGAGGGCAUCGCUCUCUCAGACCCCGUGGCAAAGGAGAGCUGCAUGCUUAACCUGCUGCUGUCACUCCCGGAGGCCAACCUGCUGACAUUCCUCUUCCUUCUGGACCACCUGAAAAGGGUGGCAGAAAAGGAGACAGUGAACAAGAUGUCCCUGCACAACCUCGCCACGGUGUUCGGCCCCACGCUGCUCCGGCCCUCAGACAAGGAGAGCAAGCUCCCUGCCAACCCCAGCCAACCCAUCUCCAUGACCGACAGCUGGUCCCUGGAGGUCAUGUCCCAGGUCCAGGUGCUGCUGUACUUCCUGCAGCUGGAGGCCAUUCCUGCCCCAGACAGCAAGAGACAGAGCAUCCUCUUCUCCACCGAAGUCUAAAGGCCCAACUCCACCUCCAAGAUGCCGGCAGAACGGCCUGGGAACCUCCUAAGGAAACGGGCAAUCCACAGAGCGGGAACCGAACCUUCUAGAGGAGUCAUUAGGCCACCCCCCAGGGCCAGGCUGCUGCCAAGAGACAACUACCCAAGGCAAAAGGCCAAGUUGCCUGGACAGUUCCAGGCCCCCCCCCUCCGGUGGGGCCUGAGAACCCUGGGCUGGCCUCAAACUGUGGUUUUCUACGCCACCACCAGAGGGCGCCCCAAGCCAGCCCUCGUGUCUCCGGUCACGGGCCUGGGCGGGACCAGGCAAAGGGAGUGGUUUUUACGAAUUUAACUUAUGAGAGUUCAAAGAUUUCUACUGGAUCACCUGUCGAGAUGCACCCUCUCCAGGGAGAAGGGAACAGGAGCAGAUUCCCUCGGUAUCGUGUCUUGAAUAAAUACUGCUGCUGCUUCGUGCCCAGGGGCCAGGCCCUGUCCAGCGUGGGUGGGGGCGUUUCGAUUUCCCAGACUUAGAAAUUCGACUCCUGUUUGUAACAGGGUUUGAAAAGCUAAAUCUACACUGUGUAGUGCUUGACCCCUUUCACCUCCUUUCUUCUUUCUUUCUAGAAGAAUUUGUGCAGAAAUGGGUCUUCUUCCUGUUCUAUCCUGUUGCUUUGUUUUUGCUGAUCACGUGCCCCUCGGAAGGCAGCUCCCUGCGGAGCUGCGUAACGUCCAGGACCGGGCACCAGGGGAGGGAGGCCCAGGCUGUGCACUUUAUGGCUGGUUGUCUAGGGAGAGUGAUCCUGUUCACCAUCCCGACUGUCCCGUCGGGCACGCACUCUCCUCAUCAGCUCAGAAAGGCCUUGAUCUCUGGCCUCCUCCAGCCUGUGGCCCAUCUGCCCCCAAAUCUCCCUUCCCCUAAUCUUGUCCCGCCGCCCCACCCCACCCCCGCCCCACCCCGAUCGCUUCAUUCCUCGCUCUUUGCUACACACACUCAGCAAACUUUUGUAAAGCUUUCCUCUGGGCAGCGGCAGCUUACCGACAGCUUGUUUUAAACUUUGAUCUGAAUAGCCUUUUGAUACUUGAAUAUUUUUAAGUUUUAUACAUAGUUUCUAAUUUUUUUCCUAACAGAUUCAGAUUCCUAAUAAGAUGUUAGAAUGUACUCUGUGGACAAUCUGUGUCCCAGCGGCAUCUCGUCUUCCUCUGAGCGCCAGCUCUGUUUCCAUCAGGAGCCAUUUCUGAAGUCUUCUGAGCAUCUGGAAUUGGGGGGCGGGGAUUAGGAACAGGCUGGGCCGAGGGUAGGGGCUCCCAUCCCGAAGCAGGUGGAGAGACAGAGCCCCCCAUGCUCCACACACCUGUGCGGAAGCCAGGAUGUGCCUGGUAACCCUCCUGACCAUCUGACUUGGAGGAAAGAGAACUGGGGAAACCACUAAGUAUUUUGAAGAAACAAGUCUGUGAAGAAUUGCAUCACUUUUUUUAAAAAAGGGAUGGGGGCGAGGAGAGAAGAAACUUCCAUGCUGGACUUGCAGGAAGAGAGGAUGUAGCUGAACCGGAGGAGGGAAGUGGUGGCAUGACUCAGGAAAAGGCGUUUGCUUGUCACGCGAUUAGACCAGUAACAGGUGGCACUGUCCAGGACCCUUCCCGUGUCCCUGGCGGGGUGGGAAGGCUCAGCUGGUGUGUCAGCGGGCAGCUCCUGCCCAAGGUCGCGGCACACAGGGGGCCACGUGCCCCCCCCCCCCCAACUCUACCCUCUGCUCGCGGACCUGCCGAGGCAGGGACGGAAAAAGAAGUCACUCGAAGGUCUUAAGUCUGCAUGUUGUAUUUAUUUAGUUGUACUUUUUUCUCGUGAGGAGAGCAGACCCACCGUUUUAAAGCAGUGCUGCUCUCCUGGGGGAUGAGGGCGGGGAGCAGGGUCCUCUGUGCUUUGCAUGUCUCUGGGAUCCAUGGGUUUCCCAGGCCUCCAGUCCCUGGCCUCUUCUGGCCUGGCUUCCCAUCCCCGUCUGGCUCUACAGGGGAAACACACUUUACUUAGAAAAGCUAGACCUGGCCCCGGUUUCUUUUUCCCUGGAGUCUCAUGAUUUGCGUCUGUCGCAUUGAAACUGGAAAGCAACCUCUCAGUGUCUGUGCCAAUUUUCGUUCCCUCCCCCCAUCUCCUUCCUCUGUUUGCUUUUUAUUUAUGUAGGAUGCGUGGUGUUUAGUGAUGGAAUGACCACUCUUUCUUGUUCAGCUGUCCAAGCACUCCUUUGCCGAGCCUCAGUGGUGGCGGUCGCUUUGGGUCGCUGGGCGUCCCUGUCGUCCGUCUGACAUUCAGGCCUGAGGGUCGGCAAAGCCGGUGGGCAGGUGAUUGCCUGGAGGCCAGACGUGACCUUCCACAAGACUCAGCCGCUGGACUUGGCAACGAGAAGUGAUGCCUCGCCGUCUGGGCCCGAGGUCUGGGUCUGGAGCCUGAGCAGAGGGCAGCCCAGCCUCGGGCUGUGGGUGGCAGGCAGUCUCUCCGCAGCCGCCUGUCUGAGUUUGAGCUCGGCCGUGUCUGUACCACCACAGGGGAAAGGAAAGCUGCCACUUUCAUUAAAGUUCCCCAAGACGA